AUGAUUGAAGAUUUGAGUGUAAUAAUAAAUUUGGGACUUGGAAUCUCAUGUAUAAUUACACAAUUAUAUAUAUUAAAAUAUAAAAAUAAAAUUACAAAAAAAUUGGAUUUUGAUAAAAAAUGUAAAAUAUUUUAUGCUAGUCAAACUGGAACUUCUGAACGUUUUUCUAGAAUACUUUAUGAUAAAUUAUUACAAUUUAAUAUAUGUUCUAAUAAACCAAUUGAUUUAGAGGAUUUUAAAGAGGAAGAAUUUUAUAUUGAGGAUUCGAUAUUUAUAUUUCUUAUAUCAACACAUUAUGAUGGAUUAUUUCCAGAUAAUACUAAAAACUUUCUUAAAAUUUUGAAAAAAUUAGAAAUAAAUAAUACAAAUUUAAAAAUUAAUUAUUGUAUUUUUGGUCUUGGUAAUAGUGAUUAUGAAUAUUUCAAUCAAGCUGCUAAAUUAUUACAAUCUUCACUUAAUUCACUUAAUGCAAAUGAAUUCAUUCCAAUAUAUUUAAGUGAUGAAUUAAAUGGAAUUAAUAAAGAAUUUGAUAAUUGGUUUAAAAUAUUAAUAAAAUCAUUUAAUAAAAUUUAUAAUAAAAAUUUUAUUAUUACUAAUCAAGAACCAAAUUAUUAUAAAUCUUGGAGACAUUUAUGUGAAUUAGAAAUGAGAUAUGAGAAUAUAAUAAUGAAAAAUAAUUUUGUACCAAUACCAAAAGAUAUAAUAUGUAAACAACAAUAUCAAUGUAUAGAAGCUAAAAUAAUACAAAAUUAUAAUUUAAUACCAAAUUCUGAUCAAUCUGUACAUGAAAUUAUUUGGAUAAAAUUAUUACAUUUGUUCCAAGAUAUGGUAAUAUUAAUCAAAAAACUACUUUUUCACCACCAUUUCCUAUACCAAAUACUAUUAAGGUAUCCCGUUACGGUGCUUGCUCACACGGCCACCCGUAUCCUCCCUGAAAGGGGCUCCCUACUAUUAUUUAGCUCCCUUUCCCUCAGUUACGGUGCUUGGUUCUACGGUACUAGUACCAGUACUACUACUGUUAAAUUAUAUUGUGAUUUAACAAGUUUACCAAAUGAUGAAAUAAUAUUAAAUUUUUGUACAUUUAUAAAAGAUAAAAAAGAAAUAGAAAGAAUAGAACAAAUAAUAAAUUCAAAAUUAAUGAAAUUAAUACGUGAAGAAGUUAAACUUUUAUUCAAUGAAUUUUUAAUAUUAUUCUUUCCAAAUGUUAAAUUUAAUCUUUCUGGAUUCUUACAACUUAUACCUAAACAAAUACCUAAAGCAUAUACAAUCUCAUCAAUACCAAAUAAAAAUAUAAAAAUAAUAGUAAAAAAAGUGGAAUAUAAUUUACAUUCAUUGAAAACAUUUUAUAAAAUAAAUAUGAAUAAAAAUAUAUUUAAUGAAGUAACAAAAACAGAAUUAUAUAAACGUAGAAUAUAUAAAGGAAAUUGUAGUAAUUAUUUAUGUAAUUUAAUUGUUGGUGAUACUAUUAAAUUCUUUAUAAGAUCUUCUAUAUUUUCUAAUAUUAAUUUUAAUAAUAAUUUUCUACUUAUUGCUAAUGGAACAGGUACUCCGUUACGGUGCUUGCAACAGCAGCUCCAAUCACCUAUUUAUACCAUUACUAGUUCUUUAGUUAUAUACCUAGUUAUCUAUAAGGAAAAUUUAUUUCUCCUAACCCGAUCAAUUUUGAACAUUUAUUUCCAAAAUCCUAUUUUUUGGAAUUAUUUUUUCAAUUUUUUAGUUAUUUGGGUUAAUUUUGGAUUAAUUAGUAUAUUAGGAAUAUCUGGUAUAAGACCUAUAUAUAAAUUAAUUGAAGAAAAGAAAUUAAAUAAUAAAGUAAUAAUAUAUUUGGGUUUUAGAAGUAAAAAUCAUAUUUUAUAUCAUGAAGAACUUAAUCAUUUACAAAAUCUUAAUAAUUUUCAUAUUUCAUAUGCUUUCUCAAGAGAACAAGUAAAUAGCAGCAAAUAA
Molecule: messenger RNA, 1944 nt
Organism: Theileria annulata
Lineage: Eukaryota; Apicomplexa; Aconoidasida; Piroplasmida; Theileriidae
Product: cytochrome reductase, putative
Exons: 11
Coding region: 1-1944 (647 amino acids)
Cellular component (GO): cytosol
Molecular function (GO): flavin adenine dinucleotide binding; FMN binding; NADPH-hemoprotein reductase activity
Source: RefSeq, a predicted model, not a curated record